Penicillium arizonense is the source of this 2430-nucleotide messenger RNA. RefSeq lists its product as uncharacterized. The transcript is spliced from 6 exons. Gene Ontology annotation, molecular function: alpha-1,6-mannosyltransferase activity. Lineage: Eukaryota; Fungi; Ascomycota; Eurotiomycetes; Eurotiales; Aspergillaceae. The record is from RefSeq and is a predicted model, not a curated record. Gene Ontology annotation, cellular component: mannan polymerase complex. Gene Ontology annotation, biological process: cell wall mannoprotein biosynthetic process; protein N-linked glycosylation. Bases 1 to 2430 code for a protein of 809 amino acids.
AUGGGAACACCACUUACAGGGACGGUCAUUAUUACCGGAGGCAAUGGACUACUGGGCUCAGAGAUCGCCAUUGAGAUUGCAAAAAAGCAACCAUUUGUGCAUCUAUUAUUGACGGCCCGGGAUAUACGGACCGAUGAUGUCCGGGACCUCAUCGGAAAGAUCCGAUUAAUCGGCCCAAGAUCGAUUGAGGUUCUCACUCUUGAUCUGACCGAUCUGAAAUCAGUGGCCAGCUUUGCCAAAUCUACAGUCGACCGGGUCCGAUUUAAAGACAUUCCGCCCGUGACCAGCCUGAUUCACUCUGCUGUCGCCACAUCAUACGUUGUUGACGACCUCACCUCUGAUGGCUACGACCCAGUGUAUCAAACAAAUUGCCUGUCGCCGUUCUUAUUGACUAUCGGACUCCUUGAGGCGUUCCGUGCCGGCGAUGGUACACCAAAAGGUGGAGCGAAGGUGAUCAACAUUGGAUGUUCAGCAGCAACAUCGUGUGGACGAUUGGAUUAUUUCGACCGCGACCAUGGAAGACACGACCGACAACCUGGAACAUCACUGAGUGCAAAAGAAGGCAACAUUCGAUUUGGAAGCAGCAAAUUAAUAGCCAGUGUCGCAUUAUAUGCAUUGCGACGGAGCUUGAUUUGGACUGGACACAUAUCGCUAGAUAUCUUCACACUGGAUCCAGGGGGCAUGACUGGCCCAAGCAACCUGCGGACUGGGGCCCCCAUGUCCGUCAAAGUCGCACACCAGACUCGGACCGGACUUCGGCCUUUCCUGCGCAUGGUAUCCCGAAGCUCCAUGAACAAAGCCAGUGUUCCAGCCAAAGCGAUUGCCAGAGUCGCAUUCCAUACCGACUCGGUGGAGAACUGGCAAAAGGAACGCUACUUUAUACUUGAUAACGACUACGAGGCCGCAUCCGUCAUGGCGAGCUUGCGUGAUGGAGAGAGAAUGAACACCUUGUUACUACAGAUGAUGGGACAGGUUGAUGUGGAAACAAAGGAGAUUGAUUCUCCUCCUGUUCGUCCUCGAAUGACUCCCGCAGUCAUGAACAGGCACGUCCUGGAAAAGGGCCACUCUGCCUACCCUAUCGGCUCGGCCUUCUCCAUUUCACCAAAUAGAUUCCAGCCUCGCUCCCAACCCGCCCUCCGACGCCGCCGACAGCUUUUCCAGCGAUUAUGCCUCCUCGCUGGAGUGUCCCUGGUCCUCGUUCUCCUCAUCUUCCCUUCCUGGCGCGCCGCCAUCCUGCCGACGAUCUCGCUCGGUCUACUCUCCUCCACCGAAGAUCUGCACCUACAAACGGUCCGUUAUUAUGAUUUAUCGCAAGUGCAGGGCUCGGAGAAGGGCUGGGAACGCGGAGAGCGUGUCCUGAUGUGCACCCCGCUGCGGGAUGCCGCGUCGCAUCUUCCAAUGUUCUUCUCGCAUCUGCGGAACCUCACAUACCCCCACAACCUGAUCGAUCUGGCUUUCCUGGUGUCUGACUCCCAGGAUGAAACCCUGGGCAUGCUGUCGCGCAUGCUGGAAGAGGUGCAGAAUGACCCUGACCCGACGAUGUCGUUUGGCGAGAUAUCAGUGAUCCAGAAGGACUUCGGACAAAAGGUCCAGCAGGAUGUGGAAAGUCGUCAUGGGUUCGAGGCCCAGGCCAAUCGUCGCAAGCUGAUGGCGCAGGCUAGGAAUUGGUUGCUGAGUGCGACUUUGCGCCCGACUCAUAGCUGGGUCUAUUGGAGAGAUGCGGACGUGGAGACCGCCCCGUUUACCAUCAUUGAGGACUUAAUGCGGCACAAUAAGGAUGUCACUGUUCCUAAUGUUUGGCGACCGCUUCCGGAUUGGCUGGGUGGAGAGCAGCCGUAUGACCUGAAUUCAUGGCAGGAAUCGGAGACUGCCCUGGCGCUGGCAGAUACUCUAGACGAGGAUGCCGUGAUCGUGGAAGGAUACGCCGAGUACGCUACGUGGCGGCCUCACCUCGCCUACCUCCGGGAUCCCUAUGGUGAUCCGGACAUGGAGAUGGAAUUGGACGGCAUUGGCGGUGUCAGUAUCUUGGCCAAGGCUAGGGUCUUCCGUGCAGGUGUCCAUUUCCCGGCAUUUAGCUUUGAAAAGCAUGCCGAGACCGAAGGGUUUGGCAAGAUGGCCAAGCGCAUGAAGUUCUCGGUCAUUGGACUGCCACAUUAUACUAUUUGGCAUCUUUAUGAGCCUAGCGUUGAUGAUCUCCGGCACAUGGAAGAAAUGGAGCGGGAGCGAUUGGCUCGCGAGCGGGAAGAACAGGAGCGCGCUGAACAAAAGGACGGCACCCAGUCCAAGCCCCAGGACUCGGGCACCGACGGUGAAUUCGUGAAAGGAUCCGCCGAUGGCCCAGCUGCCAAACCCGAAAAGGAUGCAAAAGAUCAUCAUGAGUCUUCCCAGCAAGUUGAGAAGAUCCAUAACAUCCCAAAAGCGAAGCGAUGA